Molecule: messenger RNA, 4983 nt
Organism: Stegastes partitus (bicolor damselfish)
Lineage: Eukaryota; Metazoa; Chordata; Actinopteri; Pomacentridae
Product: multidrug resistance-associated protein 4-like
Exons: 32
Coding region: 2-4018 (1338 amino acids)
Biological process (GO): transmembrane transport
Cellular component (GO): plasma membrane
Molecular function (GO): ATP binding; ATP hydrolysis activity; ABC-type transporter activity
Source: RefSeq, a predicted model, not a curated record
GAUGUCGCCUGCGGAGAGAAAGUCCUCGGCUCGCUCGGACUGUCGGGGGGCCAUGGAACCUCUGCGGAAGGAGGCAAAGGAUAAUCCGUCGGCUUCAGCUAAUCUUCUCUCCAAGAUUUUCUUCUGUUGGCUGAAUCCCUUGUUCAGCAUCGGGUACAAGAGGAAAUUGGAAGAAGAUGACAUGUACAAAGUUCUUCCUGAAGACGCAUCUGAUCGACUUGGAAAUGAAUUACAGUGGUACUGGAAUCAGGAAGUUCAACAGGCAGCGAAAGAUAUGCGGCCACCAGAACUUACCAAACCUCUCAUUAAGUGCUUCUGGAAGUCGUACUCAGUCAUUGGAAUAUACAUCUUUAUAGAGGAAAUAAUCAAAGUCGUUCAGCCGGUGCUACUUGGGAAGCUGAUUGAGUACUUUGAGAGUUAUGACCCCACUAAUUCAGCCGCAGUCAAUGAGGCUUACGGCUACGCUGCAGGCAUCUCGCUGUCCACCCUCGCCUUGACUAUCCUCCAUCAUCUCUAUUUCUAUCACGUCCAACGAGUAGGCAUGAAGAUCCGUGUGGCCAUGUGCCACAUGAUUUAUCGAAAGGCUCUUUGUCUUAACAGCGCAGCAAUGGCCAAGACGACCACAGGACAGAUUGUGAACCUCUUAUCCAAUGAUGUCAACAAAUUUGAUGAGGUGACCUUAUAUUUGCACUUUCUGUGGAUCGGUCCUCUUCAAGCAGGAUCUGUGAUAGUGUUAUUGAUGUACGCGAUCGGUCCGUCAUGUCUUGCUGGAAUGGCCGUCUUCUUCGUCCUGAUGCCAUUGCAGACCAUGUUUGGGCGUUUGUUCUCCGUUCUCAGGGCUGAAACAGCGACGUUGGCAGAUGAGAGAAUUCGCACAAUGAGUGAAGUCAUUUCUGGGAUCCGAGUGAUAAAGAUGUACGGGUGGGAGAAGCCCUUCGGUGCGCUGGUGGAUGAGGUCAGAAGAAUGGAAAUCUCCAAGAUCAUGAAAAGCUCGUACCUGCGCGGCCUGAAUAUGGCGUCUUUUUUCGUGGCCAGCAAGAUCAUCAUCUUCAUCACCGUCUGCGUUUACGUACUUUCAGGCAACACGUUGUCUGCCAGCAGAGUGUUUAUGGCCGUUUCCCUGUACGGGGCGGUCAGACUCACCAUCACGCUCUUCUUUCCCUUCGCCAUAGAGAAGGUCUCCGAGUCUCUCAUCAGCAUCCGAAGGAUUAAAAAGUUUCUCCUGCUGGAUGAAGUCGCUCCUCACCACCUGGGACUCCCUGUGGCAGACAAGAAGGACUGCAUGGUGAAAAUUCAGGAUUUGAUAUGCUACUGGGAUAAGACUCUUGUAGCUCCAACUUUACAGAACGUCUCCUUCACAGUGAGGCCCGAGCAGCUCCUGGCAGUAAUUGGACCUGUUGGAGCUGGAAAGUCCUCGCUUCUCAGUGCCAUACUGGGCGAGCUGAGUCAGGAAAGCGGUGUCGUCAAGGUGAAAGGAGAGCUGACGUACACAUCUCAACAACCCUGGAUUUUACCCGGUACGAUUCGAAGCAACAUCCUUUUUGGCAAGGAGCUCGACCCCAAGAAGUACGAUAGAGUUGUGAGAGCCUGCGCCCUCCAGAGAGACUUGGACCUGUUGCCAGGUGGUGACUUGGCAUUGGUCGGGGACAGAGGGUCCAACCUCAGUGGAGGACAGAAGGCAAGAGUCAGCUUAGCAAGAGCAGUGUAUCACGAUGCAGACAUCUACUUACUGGACGACCCGCUCAGUGCUGUGGAUGCUGAGGUGGGCCGGCACCUCUUUGAAGAGUGCAUUUGUGGACUUUUGAAGAAAAAGCCUCGUGUCCUGGUCACUCAUCAGCUCCAGUAUCUGAAGGCAGCGGAUCAGAUUGUUGUCCUAAAGGAGGGCCAGAUGGUGGCACGAGGAACUUACAAUGAAUUGCAGGGCUCUGGACUCGACUUCACCUCCCUGCUUAAGGAGGAUAAGGACCAGGAGGAGGACAGGCAGGACAUGACCCCCAUCCCCGGCACGGUGUCGCGCUUCCCCCACACAGUGUCUGACAACUCCACGUCCUCCAGGUCUUCGCUGGCCUCCUCUCGGUACUCUCUGAUUGACACAGCAGAGCCACUUGCAGGGGUAGUGCAACCGACAGAGGAGGAAAGCCGCUUAGAAGGAAACGUCGGCCUGCGUAUGUAUGUGAAAUAUUUCAUGGCAGGCGCGAACUUCCUGGUCCUCCUGGUGCUCAUUUUACUCAAUGCCUUAGCACAUAUUACAUUUGUUCUGCAGGACUGGUGGAUUGCGUGCUGGGCCUCUGAACAGAAGCACAUCAGUGUGACAGAGCACCUCAAUGGCAGCUUUCCUCGGCAGCUGGACCUUGACCUGUACCUAGGUGUUUACGCAGGUUUAACAGCCACUUCAGUUGUGUUCGGGUUCCUCCGCUGCUUGAUCUUCUUCAACGUCCUCGUGAGCUCGGCCCAAACCCUGCACAACAGCAUGUUCAACGCCAUCCUACGGACCUCGAUACGUUUUUUCGAUAUCAACCCAAUAGGAAGAAUCCUCAACAGGUUUUCGAAGGACAUUGGUUACCUGGACUCUCUGCUUCCAUGGACGUUUGUGGACUUUAUCCAGGUAUUUCUCCAGGUCAUUGGAGUGAUUGCAGUAGCCGCCGUCAUCAUCCCCUGGAUCCUUAUUCCCGUUGUUCCUCUGCUUGGUAUCUUUCUGUGUCUGCGAUGCUACUUCCUGAGGACCUCCAGGGACAUCAAGCGCCUAGAGUCUACUACUCGGAGUCCCGUCUUCUCCCACCUCUCCUCCUCUCUCCAAGGCCUGAGCACCAUCCGUGCCUUCAAGGCUCAGCAGCAGUUUCAGCAAAUGUUUGAUGCAUAUCAAGAUCUUCACUCAGAGGCCUGGUUCUUAUUCCUGACUACAUCUCGCUGGUUCGCUGUCCGUCUCGAUGGAAUUUGUUCAGUGUUUGUAACUAUUACUGCUUUUGGCUGCCUCUACCUCCGCGAGGGCUUGGAAGCAGGUGCAGUGGGUCUGGCUCUGUCCUAUGCUGUUACACUCACUGGCAUGUUCCAGUGGGGCGUCAGACAAAGUGCAGAGAUCGAGAACAUGAUGACAUCAGUGGAGAGAGUGGUUGAGUAUGCAGAGCUGGAGAGUGAGGCACCGUGGGAGACGGACAAACAGCCUCCCAGUGAUUGGCCCAGGACAGGCUCCAUCACUUUUGACAGAGUCAACUUCUCGUACGGUGCCAGUGAGCCUUUGGUCCUAAAGAACCUGACUGUUAUCUUCACAUCCAGAGAAAAGGUUGGCAUCGUUGGACGCACCGGUGCUGGUAAAAGCUCCCUGAUCUCUGCCUUGUUCCGGCUGGCAGAACCUGAGGGAAGAAUAAUGAUUGAUGGCUUUCUGACUUCUGAGAUUGGUCUGCACACGCUGCGCCAGAAAAUGUCGAUCAUCCCGCAGGACCCAGUUCUCUUCACGGGCACCAUGAGGAAGAAUCUGGACCCUUUCAGGCAGCACACAGAUGAGGACCUGUGGAAUGCACUCCAAGAGGUGCAGAUGAAGGCCGUGGUGGAGGAGCUGCCCAAUAAGCUGGAGACAGUGCUGACGGAGUCAGGCUCUAACUUCAGCGUGGGCCAGAGGCAGCUGGUGUGUCUGGCCAGGGCCAUCCUCCGGAAGAACCGCAUCCUAAUUAUUGAUGAGGCCACAGCCAAUGUGGAUCCAAGAACUGACAGCCUCAUCCAGCAGACUAUCCGGGACAAGUUUCAAGAGUGUACAGUCCUCACCAUUGCUCACAGGCUCAACACUAUCAUUGACUGUGACAGAAUACUGGUUCUGGAUGCUGGCAGGAUCCAGGAGUAUGAUGAGCCAUAUGUGCUGCUCCAGAACCAGGAAGGGCUCUUCUACCAGAUGGUCCGACAGACAGGCAGAGCCGAGGCUGCCUCACUGCUGCAUACAGCCAAACAGGUUUACAUGAACAAAAAGCGGGUGACUGACGUGCGCUGUGCCAAGGACAUCAGUGUCAUCUUUGAGACGUCUCUUUGACGGUUUGGAGGGUCGCUGUGGUCCUCGCGUUGGCCGUCGGUGACCAAACUCUUUUACCACAUACACUUAGAUUCCUUCAUGUAAAUUAAAAUGCCUCCCAGAAGGCUUAGUGUAGUGUGUGCUGCAUUUGACUGGCGUAGACCUUUUGGUCUGGAACAGAAAAAGAGGCAAGUAUCUGAGGCAGCCUGUGCCUUUCACUGACAGCAUAUGACUGCAUGGCUGUUUAUUGAUUACACACUGCUAUGUUUAUGUAUGUGUGUUCUGGCCUCCUGGGUAUCUUCAACUCUGCACUGGUGCUCAAAAGAGUGCGGAUAUUGAAUUAUUAUAUAAUAUAAUUAUAAAUUUAUAUUGGUGGCUUAAAUGAUUCUUUUAAGGCGAGCAAUCGUUUUGCAGGACUCGAGUCUUUUCAUUAUUUGGAAAGUGCUUGUCAAAACGAGGAAGGAGACACGGAUGCUUUCAGUAAUCAUUGUGCCUUAAUCAGACUAUUGAUUCUUAGUAAUUGCACUGUUAUAAUUGAAUGGUCUUCCUGCACUUUCACUCCAGUGGGGGUUCUUUUUUGUCUACCUCAGCUCUUGCCAGUAAAAUAAACAGCAAAAUUAAAAUGGAACAUGUCAUGCAGGCAAUGAUACCAACACCAAAGAACACUGGACGGACCUUUAAUGCCUCUAAAGAGUUUUCUCCAGUGUAAUACUAACUCUCUGUCUUUACAUUUUUGAAUAAUGUAACGUCAUUGCUUUAAAAAUGUAGCAUUUCUACUUCGACAGUAGUAUGUACUGAAUGUAGUAUGACUACUUGUAGCUCAGUAUUUAUUCCCACGCUUUGAUUUCUGUGUCUUUGUUUGUCGUCUAUAGCACCAACUAGUGAAGGUAACAUUUUAUGAAGUUUGCACUUUGUAGAUGUUUCGUCAUUUAAAAAAAAAAAAGGUGACAAAUGUUCACAUAUAUUUUAGAUUAAAUUAUUAAAAU